Ochotona princeps (American pika) is the source of this 1140-nucleotide messenger RNA. RefSeq names its product phosphoglycerate mutase 1. Gene Ontology annotation, molecular function: intramolecular phosphotransferase activity. NCBI's taxonomy places the organism in Eukaryota, Metazoa, Chordata, Mammalia, Lagomorpha, Ochotonidae. The coding region runs from base 17 to 781 and encodes 254 amino acids. The record is from RefSeq and is a predicted model, not a curated record. Gene Ontology annotation, biological process: glycolytic process. The transcript has a single exon.
UCUUCCAGUCGCCGCCAUGGCCGCCUACAAGUUGGUCCUGAUCCGGCACGGCGAGAGCGCCUGGAACCUGGAGAACCGCUUCAGCGGCUGGUACGACGCCGACCUGAGCCCCGCGGGUCACGAGGAGGCGAAGCGCGGCGGGCAGGCCCUGCGAGAUGCUGGCUAUGAAUUUGACAUCUGCUUCACCUCGGUGCAGAAAAGAGCCAUUCGGACCCUCUGGACCGUGCUAGAUGCCAUUGACCAGAUGUGGCUGCCCGUUGUGAGGACUUGGCGCCUCAAUGAGCGGCACUAUGGCGGUCUGACUGGCCUCAACAAAGCAGAAACUGCUGCCAAGCAUGGUGAGGCCCAGGUUAAGAUCUGGAGGCGUUCCUAUGAUGUCCCCCCACCACCCAUGGAGCCUGACCACCCCUUCUACAGCAACAUCAGCAAGGAUCGCAGAUAUGCAGACCUCACUGAAGAUCAGCUGCCUUCCUGUGAGAGCCUGAAGGACACCAUCGCCAGAGCCCUGCCCUUUUGGAACGAAGAGAUCGUGCCCCAGAUCAAGGAGGGCAAACGGGUUCUGAUCGCAGCCCACGGCAACAGCCUUCGGGGCAUUGUCAAGCAUUUGGAGGGUCUCUCUGAAGAGGCUAUCAUGGAGCUGAACCUGCCCACCGGGAUCCCCAUUGUCUAUGAACUGGACAAGAACCUGAAGCCCAUCAAGCCCAUGCAGUUCCUGGGGGAUGAAGAGACCGUGCGUAAAGCUAUGGAGGCUGUGGCUGCCCAGGGCAAGGCCAAGAAGUGAAGGCAAGCAGGCAGACCACUCUCCCUGGGACCUCCCUGCCUGCCUGCCCCCUUCCAUUCCUCUGCACCCGUCCCCUACACAUGUCACACUGACCACAUCUGUAGGCACCUUAGGUUGUAGCUGCAGGUGGGGACUGGUGGCCCCUGCUUUCCUCUUAGUCAUUCUGUCUCCUGCACCACUCCCUUCACAGUAUCUAGUCAGGACAGCAACCAUGGGGGCUCCUGUGCAAGCAGAGGGAGGGGCCCCCUGUCCCUGCAGUUGAGAGAUCUAAAGGCCCCUAUGUGAGUGCACUACUUCCUAAGGGCCUGUUGGAGUAGGAAAAGGGUGGAGCCACGCUAAGCGCUGGCCAAUGAGGAGAG